UUUAGAAACUAUACUUCCCAGGAUCCUUUGAGGUAAGGGCUUUACACUCCCUCUGGAGGAGCAGGUACGUAGCUUGGGGGUGUUCCUGGAUCUGCUGCUGUCUGUUGAGGUUCAGGUGGCCUCAGUGGCUCGGAGUGCCUUCCAUCAGCUUCGGCUGGUGGCCCCGCUACUCCCCUAUCUGGACAGGGAUAGCCUGACUACUGUUGUCUAUGCUCUAGUAACCUCUAGCGUACAUUACUGCAACACAGUAUAUGUAGGGCUGCCUCUGAAUUCAGUGGCCAGGUUGGGACAAGACGGUUUGAGCAUAUUACACCAAUCCUGGUCCAACCGCACUAUCUGCCAAUUCAAAAUGCUGGUUUUGACCUAUAAAGCCUUAAACGGCUCAGGAAACCUCAAGGACUGCCUCUCCCCAUAUAAACCAUCCCAGCCUCUGAUCAUCCUCUAAGGCCCUUCUACAUGUGCCUUCCUCCACGUGAGGUCCAGAGGGUGGCAACACAAGAACGGGCCUUUUCUGUGGUGGCUCCCCAUUUGUAGAAUGCUCUCCCUAGGGAGGCUCGCCUGGUGCCUUCAUUGCAUAUUUGUAGGUACCAGGCGAAAACGUUUCCUUUCAACCAGGCCUUUGGCAGAUUAAUAUCCUACGGCCUUUUAAACAUGUCUGUGGGAACGGGGGUGAGUUAUUGUUUUGCUGUUUUGUUUCACUUAUUUACUUGUUCUUUUAUCCUGUAUUUUAUUCUGUGAACUGCCCUGAGAUCUUAUGGUGAAGGGUUGCAUAUGAAUCUAAUAAAUAAAAUAAAAAUAAUUAGGGUGUGGUUGUAGCCCCAGGAAAUGCCCCUUCUCUUUUUUUUUUAAAUAUAAUUUUUAUUAACAGGCCAAUCAAAUCACAUUUUCCAAAUCACAUUAGUUCCAAAUUAUACAGCCAGAUUUUUAAUUUUUGUUGGGGGUGCCCAUACUCCAAGCUCCAGACGGGGGUCCAAACAUCACUUAUAUUGCUGCUUUAAUUAGACAGUCCUAUCCAGUUCUGUCCAGAUAGUCUCUUUAUUACUUUCUUCAUCUUCUUGUUGUUAUCAUAUAUUCCUUUCUUUGCAAUCUCUGAUAAUCUUCACAAGCGGAUUGGAAACAAACAUCCUCUGUGUGGGUUUUAGACUCUCCCAAAAGUCAUAUCACAUAGGGACAGACGCCAUUCCACACUUCCGUAAAGAAUUUAUCCUCGGUCUGUCCUUUAAUUUUCCCAGGCUUGCCAAGUAUAUCACAUAAGGGCUCUGCCAGGUUUAGAUCACAUUCCAUUCAUCAUUCACAUUCCGAUAAUCCUGGUCCUCCUCCCCCCGUCUUUCUUAGACAAGCCUGUCUUAGCAAGACGCCAUUUAAAACUGCGUCAUAAAAUUUUCCUCCAUUGUCCGAUAUUUACCAGUCCUCUCUUCGAUCAAUAAUUCACUCCACACAGCUCUUGAGUUCCUGCUUGUGAUUAAUAAAAGACAACGAUUCGUCUUUCUGGGGUGGAGGGUUAUUAAUAUUCACAUAAGGCAAAGAAAAGAAAAGUUUUUUCCUCCACCCCCCUUCCUUUUCGCUCCAAACAUACCAGUCUCUUAAUGGUGGUUCAUCACUUGAUUUAUUUGUCCCUCCCGCCGCUCCGGUCACAGAGAUGCAUUAAUCAGCAGUCUUAUCUCCCGAACUUUGCUUGAUGUAUGUGCUUCAGCUUCUUUCCAAUUAUAUAUUUCCAAUUAUAUUUUCGAGCUGAAGCGAACAAGGGCGCGAUUGGAGAAAGCGUCAGGAAGAGCCGACUUCACUGAGGGCGUGUGCCAAGUGACUGGGCACCCCCUUCUUUCGAUUCCGGGGGUGCAUUAUGGACACCGCUGGCAAGGCAGUCCCCCCCCAUCUUCUUGGGGGGUCGGGAAGGCUGCAUACUUCCCAUAGCAGCCUCUUAAUUACCUCGUGUGGGUCGGAAAGAUGUUAUUGUCGGCCAUCUUCCAAUGCGCCACCUGGUGGCCCCCAGGGAAUGCCCCUUCUCAAACCUCCAGUCAGGAAGUGAGGUUUUGCUCUGUUUCCUCUUCCUUGGAAGUAAAAUUACAGCUAUAGGAUGCUGCCUUAUACUGAGUCAGACCUUUGGUUUGACUUUCCGUACUGACAGCUCUACAGGACGUGGGUGGCGCUGUGGUCUAAACCACUGAACCUCUUGGGCUUGCCGAUCAGAAGGUCGGCGGUUUGAAUCCCCUUGACGGAGUGAGCUCCCGUUGCUCUGUCCCAGCUCCUGCCAACCUAGCAGUUCGAAGCACACCAGCGCAAGUAAAUAGGUACAGCUGUGGCAGGAAGGUAAAUGGCAUUUCCGUGCGCUCUGGCUUCCGUCACGGUGUUCCUUUGCGCCUGAAGCGGUUUAGUCAUGCUGGCCACACGCCCCGGAAAGCUGUCUGUGGACAAACACUGGCUCCCUCGGCCUGAAAGCGAGAUGAGCGCCGCAACCCCAUAAUCGCCUUUGACUAGACUUAACCGUCCAGGGGUCCUUUACCUUUUUACCUUUUACCUUAGUGUCUGUACUGACAGCUCUCUUGGAUUUCAGACUGGGGUCUCUCCCAACCCUACCUGGAGAUGUUGAGGAAUGAAUUUGUGGCCUUCUGCGUGCAGGGCAGGUGCUGAAAUUUUGCUGAUAUUUAAUUUUACCGUUUACUAUUCUAUUGAAUACUGGAUUAUUGAACACUGCUUUAUUUGAGAUAAGCUGACUGUUUUAAAGUUAUUGUGACCUUUUUUGUAUUUUAUCAGAUUGUUAUUACAUGUGCAAUCUUCCCCGUCUAUUUUAUUUCUUCUUCAACUUGUAAAUCACCUUGUGUAUAGUAAACAGAAAGGCAACAUACAAAUUAAAAGUGAAACAAAAUGAAAAUAUGCCUGCUUAGGCAGCAACUGGAGAGGUACCCAUGCACAUUCAAUUGCCUAACAAUGUCUACAUCACCCAGGAAAUUGCAGCUGCAGAGAUAAGAAAAGAAAAGAAGAGUUGUUCCAUUGUGUGGAGAGGUCACUUCCUGCUUACUUGGACUGCCAGGGUGAAACAGGUGCAAAACGCCAGCACUCUGUCGUCUACAACUUCAUUAACAUCUAUCUACAACUCCACUAGCAUCUCUCGGUAUUGUGAAUAACUCCGAACUUACCUUUUGAUGGUAUCUUCAUGAACUUAUCUAAAAGACUGAGUUAAGCAUUUGAAAAGCCUACUGAAAUCAGACAUUAUAAGUUCAUCUUCGGUUGGGUAGUUCUCAAGUCUCUGUGGCUUUGUUUAAUGUUUUGUAUUUUUCUCAUAAAGUUGAUAAAGAAUGUUUACCGUA
Molecule: messenger RNA, 3305 nt
Organism: Podarcis lilfordi (Lilford's wall lizard)
Lineage: Eukaryota; Metazoa; Chordata; Lepidosauria; Squamata; Lacertidae
Source: the annotation of a GenBank genome assembly